CUUUUAUGCUGGAAUGAUGAGGUGGAGAUAGUGCAAAUUAAAGGGAAUGGGUUCUGUAUUCAAGUGCAAGUGCAUUCGAAGAAAACAAAUAACUUGGAGUGGUGGAUCUUUGUGUACAUGAGCACAGAGAGAAGUGAAAGGGAAAGACAAUGGGCGUCCUUGAUUGCGGAUAGAGAGUCGUGGGGAGAAGAUUGGGUCAUUAUGGGUGACUGGAACGAUAUCCGAUCACAGAAAAAAGCCUCGGCCUCGUGGCUUUGGAAUAGUUGGGUGGAGGUAAUCCCCAUACUGGCUAAAGGCGGCUCCCAAACGAAAAUUGAGGACCACAGUUGGGUUCCCCAGCUGGGACACCAGAGCUCGAAACCUGUCGACAGGGCUAGUUUCAAUAUCAUCUGGGUGAAUGAAUUAAUGAACGAGCAGGGUACACAAUGGAAUGAGGAGCUGGUGAAAAGGACGUUCAAUGACAGAGAAAGCCGGGCAAUUCUUGCAAUUAAAAAUCUGCAACCUAGGAUGCUUGAUAGAUGGAGAUGGAGAUUGGAUUCCAAAGGCAAUUACACAGUGGCCAGUGCAUAUUCUCAUUUGAUGAAGGAAAAAAUGAUUAAAAUAGAUGCAGCCGAAGGCAGCCGAUCAGCUGAACUGGACAAAAAUGUGAGAGAUAGGAGCUGGCAAAUGCGAGUUAAAAGGAAAUUGAAACACUUUGUUUGGAAAAGUUUUUCAGGAAUUUUGCCAGUUAGCUGCAACUUGGAGAAAAAAGGAGUGUCGGUGGAUGUUAUAUGCCAAAUGUGCGGGGAAGAAGAGGAGACUAUAGAGCACUUAUUUUUUAGAUGUAAAAGAGCUAAGUUG
This is a messenger RNA of Striga asiatica, 840 nucleotides long. The record is from the annotation of a GenBank genome assembly. Lineage: Eukaryota; Viridiplantae; Streptophyta; Magnoliopsida; Lamiales; Orobanchaceae.